Molecule: messenger RNA, 3081 nt
Organism: Anthostomella pinea
Lineage: Eukaryota; Fungi; Ascomycota; Sordariomycetes; Xylariales; Xylariaceae
Source: the annotation of a GenBank genome assembly
AUGGCUUCAUCUGCACCGGUGAAUACUGGCGAUGGACGGUCUUCAUUGCACCAGCUCCUCGAUAAGCGAACAGAGAUAAUGAUGUUCAAGGCCACCAUCGAUGUCUCUAGGCUCUUGGGGCCGCAGAUGAUCCGCAACUUCGAUGACCAAAUUGCGGAGCUCGAUCAGAAAAUCACACAGGCUCAGGAAGACCAAAGCCUGGAGUCCACCAGGGUGAAGACUGAGGACAAUCCGCAACAGGGUCAGAAUAUCGAGCAGGCUCCCAACGACCAAAGUCUGGACCCUGCCGAGGCGAAGAUUGAGGCCAACCCGCAGCUGGACCGUACUUUUGCAGGUACCUCAGAGCCUGAUUGUCUCGAUCAAAAAAGCAAUCAAGCAGCUGCUGCGUUACAUGCCAAUGACGCCAACCCAGAGAGCAACGACAACGGCGAUGCUGCUAGCCACGAUUCAUACACAACUGAUUCGGAUGCUGACGAUCCCAAUGAUGGCGAUUUUGACCCAAAUGAAGUCAAGGUCGUCAAACGCCGUGAGAUUGCGCGGGAUUCUAGGACUGCACACGAACGGGAGAACCGAAAAUUCGAGAAAGAGCUCAAAUUUCCCGGGACGCACGGCUAUGAAGACGAUCAACAAGGCGAGAAAAGGCCGCCUCAGCAUACCAACCUUGGUCCGCGCAAACGGAGAGCUGGGCAAGCGGACACCGGUACUGUCAAGUUUGCUAUGGUAAAUCCUCGGGGGGAGUCAGUUAUGCCAACCGACCUCGAAGCCAAUCCAAUCGUCGCAGCCGAUACAACGACGAGAGAGGCCUUGCGAGAGCAGCUCAUGGCCACCAGCAAAGACAUACACCUGACCAAGGCAGGCUGGAACGAGCUCAACAAGGCUGCUAGGCUCAUGGGUCUCAAUAAUUGCAAGCCUCAAGGAGACAAGUGGUCGCUGAAGAACUUCAAGCUUCCAAUGUACCAUCACCAGCUCCUGGGUGCAGACUUCAUGCUCAGACGCGAGAUGUCGCGCUUUGGUCCCAAUGGGGGUAUCAACGCGGAUACCAUGGGCCUGGGGAAGACUGCUCAGACCCUAGCCACCAUUGUCGCAAACCAUCCUCAGCCUGCUGACCUUGCGGCUGGACGAAAGAUUACCUUAUGGUUAAGCCCCUCGGGCUCGACCAAACAGCUCAUCAACGCAGUAGGGAAGUUCACUGAUCUCAAAGCAAUCAUCUACGACCGUCAAAGCCUAUUGAAGACCCGUGGGCGCGACCUGCGAUCAUGCCUCGAGGAGAACGACAUCGUCAUCGCGACCUAUGAAGCAUUGCUCAAGGAUUUUGUGAACGCGACACAAGCAAAAUACGUCAGAAGCGGCAAUUGGUCGAUUGAAGAGCUGCAUAAAAACUACUCUGCCAACCUAGAUGACCUAUUCAAGACCAAGUUCUACCGACUGGUGUGCGAUGAAGCACAUAGGGUUGUGAACUACAAGACACAGACACACCUCGCCGCAUACUAUAUAGAUGCGCAGUACCGUUGGAUGCUCACGGGUACACCUAUCUUGAACUCUCUAAAUGGCAAGUCUCGGGUAUAUGAUGUUUGGAAUAUCAUAUUGACUUGCUUCGCAGAGCUCUGGGGGUACUUGAGUCUGAUACGCGCCCCGUGGAUUACGACCUUCAAGCACUUCGUCAAAGAUUUUGUCAAGAAAAAGUACAGGCUUGACCGCAUGGUGCAGGAGGUGGCCAUCAGAAGAGAUCUUCGAGACGAGAUCAUGGGCCUCAAAUUUUUCGAGUUGGCCGCCGACAAAAGAGAAGUGAUGAUCGUCUCACCUGGGAAGCAUGAGAAGCCCAUCAUAAAGGCUUUCGAAAGGCUCUUUCGCGCAUAUUUCAACACGCAGUACAAUGAGGACGAAUUUGAGUUCGGCCAAGCAAGCGCCUCCAAAGGGAAAUCCGGUACUAAGGGAUACAAACCCAAGCGAAAUCUGACGCAUAUCCUCAGACUGCGUGAGAUGUGUAGCACCCUCUUUUCGAUGAAAUCAAUGAUGCAAAACGCAGAGGAUUGCGGGGCCGUUGAGGAGGUCAUACAAGACCUGAAGUUCCAGCCUGGCGAGAACCCGUGGUACGACUGGCUGGUGCAAUUACGCAGUUAUUACCAUAAGGCGGCGGCAGGUCAGGAGCCAGCAAUUUCCCAGUUAUGCGAGCUCUGCAACCAGGAAUCGGAACAGACAUUGAAGAUUCAAGUGAACUUCCCUGGAGUUCUGGAAGCCGUAGAAGCUUCGAAAUGCCCCCAGUGCCACAUCGAGGAUUCCUCCUUCAGGACUCAGGUCCACGACAUGACGUUCGCUGCUGUCAUGAGAAGAGACCUGGUGUUCAAAUCACCACAUGGUCAAGGGUCUGGCCGAAAGGGCGUGGGGGACGGGGGCAAGCGGCCGGGUGUGGAUUUUUACGGGCGCAUGCCGAGGUGUCAGGUCAAAUCUCCUGUCUUUGCUGCAAUGGACAGCGGCGAUUUCGAGGGCCUUGAAGAAGCCAAGACAACCGCCAUUGUGGGCUGCGUCCGAACUUGGCUGGCCGAGGUCCCCGACGACAAGAUCAUCAUAUUCGAACAGUUCACGGAAGGAUGUAUCAGCAUCGGCCGUGCCUUGGAUUCAAUAGGCGUCAACUACGCCUAUUAUGUCGGAGACUUCCAGACAGAAACCAGGCAGCAGAUUGUGGAAGAUUUCGAGGAGAAAGACGAUGUCCAGGUUCUGGUCAUGUCUAUCAAAUGCGGAGGAGAAGCUCUCAACCUGCAGCGUGCCAACCGAGUCAUUGUGGCCGAACCUUGGUGGAACGCCUGCGUGGAGGAGCAAGCCUUUGGUCGAGUGUUCCGCCUCGGGCAAGAAAAGGAUACUUAUCUUAUGCGCAUCCUCCUCAAGGGAAGCAUCGAGACACGCAUGACUAAAUUGCGAAAUAACAAGGCCAAUGCCAUUGCCAAAAUGCUGCAAGAAUCCGUGCCCAUCCAGAAGGACCUGUCGCCAGGGGAGAUCGCAGACUACUUUGGACGCGCUACCGAAGACAAAGAUGGACGACUUGUUGUCGAGAGCGAUGAUGAGGAUGGUGAGGAUGAUGAGUAG